This is a messenger RNA of Brassica oleracea var. oleracea, 4056 nucleotides long. RefSeq names its product putative U-box domain-containing protein 42. The transcript is spliced from 4 exons. The record is from RefSeq and is a predicted model, not a curated record. NCBI's taxonomy places the organism in Eukaryota, Viridiplantae, Streptophyta, Magnoliopsida, Brassicales, Brassicaceae. Gene Ontology annotation, biological process: protein ubiquitination. Gene Ontology annotation, molecular function: ubiquitin-protein transferase activity; protein binding. Bases 551 to 3904 code for a protein of 1117 amino acids.
CAUUAAACAAACAAAACCCUUAAAACAAAGACAAUGACAUUGAAAGUGACCUACCAAAUCCUUCUUUAAUUUAAAGAAAGUACACUUAUUACGAAUAUGUCAAAAAUAAAAAACUACAGUCCGAAUUGGAACAACAAGAGGCUGAGCUGAAUCUCCUUUCUCACCAUCUUCACUUACCCGGGCGUGUGGUCCGACCAAUCUGAAGAAGUUAAGUGCAAGAAGAGCCAAAAAAAAAGUCAACCAAAUCCUGAUAAAUAUUUUUUGGAACGAUUAUGUUUGGUGCUUUGUAUGGACGAACAAGGUAAGACUUGAAUAAAGGACUCUCUGAUUUGAAUACUUCAACUUCUUUACAGAGUCCUAUGCAAUAUGACUGUGUCCCCACUAACUGCUAAAAAAGUCGUCUCCUCCAUCAUCAUCAGCACAACAAAUUUACCUUUAGUGGGUUCCAACUUCUCCCAUGAAACAGAGGACCAAGUGUUUCCUUGAAGUCGUUUGCUAGAUCAGAGACUUGGUAAUCAGAGUGAGACAAAACCAGCCUUGAACAAAUGGUAUGUCGACCCAAGAAGAUAUAACUACAAAUGAUACAUUGAUUGGAUCGUUGUUGGAGUCCAUUUCCGAGGUGAUCAGAUCUUUGGAGCUCUUAAAAUCAGAAACAGGGAGCUUCCUUGAAUGUGCAUGCUACUUUUAUCGAGUCUCAGUGGUGCUAAUGGAGAUACAGACAGGAGAGAGUUCCAUCACAUGUCCAACGGAUGUGAUUGAAUCACUAUCCGAGAGUAUAGAAGCAGCCAAGUACCUCCUCGAGAUAACUCAAGAAAGCAACGGACCAGAAUCAACCACUGAUCUGACAAGCAUUGAGGCAGGCUUUCAAGGCGUUGUGAAGCAGAUUGGUGAAACUCUGCAGUCCAUACCUGAAGCGAUAAUCGACGAGGAAGAAUACAUAGGAGUGGUUGUCCAGUCUCUUUCAAAUGAGAUGCAGAACGCUAACAUUGGAGAUGGUAGUAAGAGUGAGAUUUUACAGAAUAUUCAGCAGAAAAUUUCUGAGAGGCGGACACAGGAGGAGUUGGUGUCAGAGGAGCAAAUAGAGACAGAUCUCUAUCCUAGUGAUCCUGAAGUUUCCUAUGCAAGUUACCUGAGUGAAUCACAACCAGAUAUCCCAAGCCAGAGCACAUACGUUAGCAGCCAGAGAAAGUAUGGGGAUCUGAGUGAAUCACAAAUGAGCGAGAUACCAGAUAUACCAAGCCAGAGCACAAUUGUUAGCAGCAGCCAGAGAAAGUAUGGAACUCAGAGUGAAUCACAAUCACAAAUGAGCGAGAUAGUUGAUAUCCCUAGCCAGAGCACAUAUGUUAGCAGCAUCCAGAGAAAGUAUGGAACUCAGAGUGAAUCACAAUCACAAAUGAGCGAGAUACCAGAUAUCUCAAUCCGGAGCACGAACGUUAGCAGCAGGCAGAGAAAGUACGGAACUCUUAGCGAAUCCUUGUCAAUGUUACCACAGGUGACACAGUUCAUGGAGCCACCAUACCAAGCAUUCAUCUGCCCGUUGACCAAAGAAGUAAUGGAAGAUCCAGUCACCACUGAAACAGGAGUAACCUGCGAAAGACAAGCAGUGACAGAGUGGUUUGACAAAUUUGGAGACUCGGACGAGAUUAGCUGUCCGGUCACAGGGCAAAAGUUGACAACCGGAUUAAGUCCCAAUCUUGUCUUGAAAACCAUCAUUGGAGAAUGGAAAGUGCGAAACGAGGCAGCAAGAAUCAAGGUGGCUCACGCAGCUUUAUCCUUAGGCGGUUCAGAAAGCAUGGUUAUCGAUGCAUUAAGGGAUCUGCAAAUGACCUGUGAAGGGAAAGAGUACAACAAGUUAAAAGUCCGUGAAGCUGGGAUCAUUCAGUUGCUUGACAGAUACCUAUCGUACAGAAGUAAAGAUGUGAGGUAUGAACUGCUACAAUUGUUAAAGACACUAGCAGAUGAAGACACUGAUGAAGGAAAGGAAAUGAUUGUGAAUACGUUAGCUAUGUCAUGCGUGAUCAAAUUUUUGGGAAGCAGUCACCAGACUGUAAGACAUGCAGCACUAGCCUUACUGCUUGAGCUUUCGAAAUCUCAACAUGCAUGUAAGAAGAUUGGGAAUGCUACAGGGGCAAUAUUGAUGCUAGUUACCUCAAAGUACAACGAAGAGUCGGAUGCCUUUGCGUCUGAAACAGCAGACCAAAUCUUAAAAAAUCUAGAGAAGUUCCCUCACAAUAUCAAGCAAAUGGCAGAGAGUGGGCUCUUAGAACCUCUUCUCAUUCAUCUAGCCGAAGGGAGUGAAGAGACGCAGGUGGUAAUGGCUGCAUACCUUGUAGAAAUUGAUAUUGGACAUGAGAAGAAGAUUAAUGUAGCUGAGAAGGCUUGCCCUGCGCUCCUCAGGCUGGUGCAAAGUGAAAACAUCGAGGCUAGAAGAGCCGCUUUCAAAGCUCUUGCUCAUAUCUCAUUGUAUCACCCCAACAAGCAAAUACUGGUAGAAGUAGGCAUCAUCAAGAUCAUGGUUGAAGAGAUUUUCACCAAGCGGAUGUUCAGUGAUCUGAUGAACUCCAGGAACGAAGCUGCUACAAUACUUGCAAACAUACUAGAAUCUGGGGUGGAGCAUGAGACAUUUGAGGUGAAUACCACAGGCCACACGCUAGGCUCGGAUUACUUUGUAUACAACAUCAUCCAAAUGCUCAAAAACUCAAGCCCAGAUGAUCUAAAUAUUGAUUUGAUCAGGAUUCUUCUAUCCUUGUCUAAAUCACCCAGAGCAAUGGCAACUAUUGUCUCGGUGAUCAAAGAAACCGAUGCAAGCUUUGCCAUGAUAGAACUCAUCAACAAUCCUCAUGAAGAAUUGGGGGUUGGAGCCUUGAAGCUUCUCAUUGCACUUACACCCUUCAUCGGUCAUACGCUAUCGGAGAGACUAUGUAAAACGAGAGGCCAGCCAGAGAAUCUUAUCCAGUGCCCAGCAGAAGCAAAUCUGAUAACGGAGAAACAUGCUGUUUCAGCCAAGUUACUUGCUAAACUGCCUCACCAAAAUCUGACUCUUAACCUAGCACUUGUCAACGAGAGCAUAGUGUCUGAAAUCCUGCAUGCAAUCCAUCUGAUUCAGAGAAGUGGAACGCGAACAAGCAGGUACGCAACUGAUUUCCUCGAAGGUCUCGUUGGCAUCUUAGUGAGAUUCACAACUACACUGUAUGAGCCUCAAAUGAUGUACCUAGCCAAAAACCAUGAUUUGACAUCAGUGUUUGCUGAUUUAUUGAUGAAAACAUCAAGCGAUGAAGUUCAAAGGUUAUCAGCGACUGGAUUAGAAAAUCUAUCAUCUACAACUAUGAAUUUAUCAAGGGCACCACAAGUUAGGAACACGAAGUUCAUGGGAUCAUUGAGUAUGCCUAGGUCCUUCUCACUACGUUCAUCUAAAAAGAAGCAAGUAGAGACAUGCGCAAUCCACAGAGGGGUAUGUUCUGCAAAAGCCACGUUUUGCUUGGUUGAAGCAAAUGCAGUCACGAAGCUGCUAGCAUGUUUGCAGAGUGAUAAAACGGAGGUAGUGGAGUCAGCACUAUCAGCUAUAUGCACGCUAUUGGAUGACAAAGUUGAUGUGGAGCAGAGUUUAAACAUGCUGAGUGGAAUGAAUGCAGUAGAACUCAUUAUAAAUGCGGUCAAAGAACACAAGAAAGAGUCUCUACUGCAAAAAGCGUUUUGGAUGAUUGACAAGUUCUUAAUUAGAGGUGGACAAAGGUAUGCAUUUGGCAUAUCACAAGAUAGGAUGCUGUCAGGUAUGUUGGUUAGCGCCUUUCAUCGUGGAGAUGGUAACACAAGGCAGAUGGCAGAAAAUAUCUUGAGGCGUUUGGACAAGAUGCCAAGUUUCUCUGUCUAUAUGACAGAAAGAGUGACAUCUGAAACCCCGUAGGGCCUGACUAUUAUGAUUUAUUCCUCUCUUUGUACUCAGUGUAUAUAUUUUUCAGUUUGAAAGUGAUUUUACGUUGUUGUCACACACCAAUAACGGAGAUUUUUAACUUGACAUCCUCGUGACAGCCAGAUUGUCAAUUUAUAUAUAUGCAU